UUUUGACGUUACUACUAGCGUAUAACAUGAUUGAUGUAGAGCCUUUCAAACGUGGGUUAUUCUGUAAUGAUGAGACCAUUCAGUACCCGUAUAAAGACGACACCGUCAGCGACAGUUUAGUCGCUAUUAUUUUCGUCCUCGUACCUAUUGUAGUCAUGCUUAUCAUAGAAACGGCUUACACUAUUUCCUCCACAAACAGACAGACAAACGAAAAGAAAUUUUUAGCACAAAAACUCUCGGUGAAGUUGUACAGAACAAUUGGAGCAUUUUUAUUCGCCGCGACAUGUACAUUAUUUCUAACAGAAACCAUGAAAUUAUUUGGAGGAAGGCUCCGUCCUCAUUUUGUAUCUUUAUGUAAACCAGACUUUUCUAAAAUUAACUGUUCCCAAGGUUACAUUAUGAUACCAACUGACGCGUGUACAUCAGACGUGACAAAGAGGAAACUUUUGGAUUCAAGGAAAUCAUUUCCAUCAGGCCAUGCUUCUUUGUCAACAUUCGGUGCAAUAUAUUUACUGGCUUUUCUGCAGCUCCGUUUCACAUGGACGAAAAAAAUAAGAAUAUUGUUGCCAUUACUACAACUUGGAAUUUUAUGCGCAGCCAUAUUUGUUUGUAUUUCCCGCGUGAAUGAUAACAAACAUCAUUUUAGUGACGUCAUCGCUGGUGCUAUUUUAGGAACGGUCAUAGCUUUAUUGUCGUUAAAAUACGUGUCUUGUAUACGAAAGGAUGUGUCACAAGAAAUCCAUCUACCCGAACAGUCACGUGACAGAUCUAGUAAUCCUGUACUUAUUAACAAUAUAACAACAACAACAAAUUCAGGACAGUCUCCAAACAUUGCUGUUGAGAUGAAAGAAGUAUGACACAACAAAUAUAAUGAUUAUACAGUCGACUUCGCUUAUAAAACGAACUCAAUAGGACAUUUAUAUAUCGUUCGUUUUAUUCGGAAUUCGCUAGAAGCCAAGCAGCAACAACUUUCGCUGGGCAUUUUUGUCGUGAAAAAAGCCAUACCUAUUACUGAAUAAAUUAUACAGUUAUUUAAAGUGGAUUGGUCUACAAUGGGCACAUUUUCCAUAAGUAUUUCAAAUAUGGAUUAAAACAAUAGAAAUGUAUAAUGUGGAUAUUCUUACCAUAUAUUGCUUGAAAAACUUAAAUAUUAUGAUAUUCUGUUCUAGAACAAUUUAAUAUAUGAGCCGCGUCACGACAAAACCAACGUAAUGCGUUUGCGUCCAGCAUGGAUCCAGACCAGCCUGC
Ruditapes philippinarum (Manila clam) is the source of this 1248-nucleotide messenger RNA. RefSeq names its product phospholipid phosphatase 1-like. Bases 27 to 857 code for a protein of 276 amino acids. The record is from RefSeq and is a predicted model, not a curated record. Gene Ontology annotation, molecular function: phosphatidate phosphatase activity. The transcript has 6 exons. NCBI's taxonomy places the organism in Eukaryota, Metazoa, Mollusca, Bivalvia, Venerida, Veneridae. Gene Ontology annotation, biological process: phospholipid metabolic process; signal transduction; phospholipid dephosphorylation.